UGAACUUUUGCGAUAGCUUCGAGCUCGACGCGCAUCAUCACCGCGCAGAUACCCACCCAUACCGCCACCAUGGAUGACCUUUACGACGAGUUUGGAAAUUUCAUCGGCGAGGCCGAGUCCGACGACGAUGUCCAGAGCACCGGCGAGGCAGCCGACGCCUAUGUCCUCGACGACGACGACGACGAGGCUGAUACCAACGACCAGCAGCUGAUGGAGGUGGACGAAGGCCCAUCCAACGCCGUAAUCCUCCACGAAGACAAGCAGUACUACCCUUCCGCGUCCGACGUAUACGGCCCAGAUGUCGAGGUGUUGGUGCAUGAAGAAGACACGCAGUCGCUGGCGCAGCCUAUUAUCGCGCCGGUGGUGCAGAAGAAGUUUACCAUUCAAGAGACAGACCUGCCCCCAGUCUAUCACUCAAGAGAACUCCUGACCGACUUGAUGAACUUUCCCAACCAGAUACGAAACAUCGCCAUCGCUGGACACCUGCACCAUGGAAAGACCGCGUUCAUGGACAUGCUGGUCAUGGAGACACACGACAUCCAAGACCGUCUGGACUACAAGAGGGGGAAGAAGCGGGAAGAACAACUACGAUACACCGACGUACACGUGCUCGAACGCGAACGGGGCCUCUCCAUCAAGACCGCACCCAUGAGCCUAGUCCUCCAGAACACAAAGUCCAAGUCGCAUCUCUUCAACAUCCUCGACACCCCCGGACACGUAAACUUCGCCGAUGAAGUUGCCGCCUCGCUGCGCCUCGUUGAUGGAGUAGUCUUGGUCGUGGACGUAGUCGAGGGCGUGCAGGUCAACACGGAGCAAAUCAUAAAGCACGCCGUGCUGGAGGACCUGCCCCUCACACUGGUAGUCAACAAGAUGGACCGCUUGAUUCUCGAAUUGAAGCUACCGCCCAGCGAUGCAUACUUCAAGAUCAAGCACGUUAUUGAGGAAGUCAACACAGUCAUCGAGAACACCAUUCCAGGCCGCGGCGAGAGCAGACGGGUAAGCCCUGAGAAAGGCAACGUCGCUUUCGCUUGCUCCAGCAUGCGCUGGUGCUUUACCAUCCAGUCCUUCGCAAAGAUGUACUCUGACUUCUACCCUGGACCAUCCAAGCUGCCAGGAUUCGGCGUUCCAAUGAAGGGUCUCGAUAUCGACAAAUUCGCCAUGCGCCUUUGGGGCGACAUCUUCUACAACCCAGGAAGCCGCAAGUUCAGUCGCAAGCGUCAGGAGGAGGGCUCACAGCGGUCCUUUGUGCAUUGGAUCCUGGAGCCCGUCUACAAGAUCUACUCGUACACACUAAGUCAAAGCCCGGACGACCUCAAGGAGACGCUCGACACAUUGGGCAUCCGAUUGAAGCCAUCUGAAUACAAGACAGACGCGAAGGAGUUGAUGCGCCUGGUAUGCCAGCAGUACUUUGGUCCAUCUCUGGGAUUCGUAGACAUGAUCACCCAGCAUGUCCCGUCGCCUGAAGAAGGAGCGCAGCGACUACUACAAAGACAUUACACUGGUCCUUUGGACACAAAGACCGCCGAGGCCAUGCAGAAGUGCGACCAGAACGGACCCCUAGUCAUACAUGUUACGAAGCUCUUCAACGCGACAGAUGCGAAGUCAUUCACCGCACUAGGCCGCGUAAUGAGUGGUACCGCAACUUCCCCGCAGUCGGUGCGUGUUCUUGGAGAAGGCUACACAAUCGAAGAUGAGGAAGACAUGGUCGUCGCUACAGUGACGGACACAUGGAUCGCGCAAUCGAGAUAUAACAUCCCCGUCAGCGGCGUUCCGGCAGGUAACUGGGUGUUGCUUGGUGGUGUUGACAACUCGAUAGUCAAGACGGCGACUAUUGUAGCCACCAAACUCCCCGACGAGGAAGACGCCUACAUUUUCCGACCCAUCCGCCACUUUUUCGAAUCCGUUUUCAAGGUCGCCGUCGAACCCAUAAAUCCUUCUGAACUACCAAAGAUGCUCGACGGUCUGCGCAAGAUCAACAAGUCAUACCCGCUCAUCACAACCAAGGUCGAAGAGUCGGGAGAACACGUCGUUCUCGGUACUGGCGAGCUCUACAUGGACUGUGUCCUGCAUGACCUACGCCGGUUAUAUGCUGACAUGGAGAUCAAGGUGUCAGAUCCUGUCACAAGAUUCUGCGAGACGGUUGUCGAGAUGUCCGCUAUCAAGUGCUACGCGCUCACACCAAACAAGAAGAACAAGCUCACUAUGAUUGCCGAACCGCUAGACCCAGGUAUUGCGGAGGACAUCGAAGCUGGAAAGGUCAACAUCAAGGACCCCGUCAGGGUUGUCGGAAAGUUCUUCGAAGAGAACUACGGAUACGACUUGCUCGCUUCGCGCAACAUCUGGGCUUUCGGGCCUGACGAUAUGGGUGCCAACAUCCUACAAAACGACACACUUCCCACAGAGGUCGACGGAAAGACUCUGCGUACAGUCCGGGACACGCUUCGACAGGGUUUCAGCUGGGCGACCCGUGAAGGCCCGCUCUGUGAGGAGCCCAUUCGCAACACAAAGUUCCGCAUCACGGAUGUCGAGCUUGCACCAGAAGCCAUCUUCCGUGGAGGUGGUCAGAUCAUCCCCACGAGUCGGCGAGCGUGUUACUCAAGUUUCCUGAUGGCGAGCCCCAGGCUGAUGGAGCCGGUAUACUCUUGCAGCAUGACUGGUCCUGCAGACACCAAGAGUAGUUUGUACACAGUCCUUGCGCGGAGGAGAGGACACGUCUUGCAGGAUGGACCCAUUGCGGGUACUCCUCUCUACAAUGUUCGCGGUCUUAUCCCGGUCAUUGAUUCUUUCGGUUUCGAGACCGAUCUUAGGAUUCACACACAAGGACAAGUCUCUCUCUCCCUCGUCUUCGACCGCUGGUCCAUCGUCCCUGGCGACCCUCUUGAUAAAGACAUUACGACCCGACCGCUUGAACCCGCAACCGCACAACAGCUGGCACGCGAUUUCGUACUCAAGACACGAAGGAGGAAGGGUCUUGCGGAGGAUGUCACAAUUAGCAAGUUCCUGGAGCCGGAGCUAUUCCGUUCUCUCAAGGAGAGUGGAGUGCUUGAUGGGUAGAUGAUGGAUUGUAUAGCAUACUUUGGAGUCAAAAAGGAAACGGCGCAAAUUGGAAGCUGUGAAGGCAUAUAGGGAGAGCAUAUUGGAGAUAUGCUCAUGAAAGCGGCUGGUGAGUCGAAAUGAAAUAUACCCGUCGCAUGUCACUUUGAAAGCAGUCGCUAUGCAUGUAUAAAUAUCUCUAUUCACUCGCAUUUCUUUCUUCAGCUACGGUGAUCUUCAUAGUUUCAAUAUCGGAUCAUCCAAUAUCAGUAAGAGACGUACAAGAAAUGUAGCAGAAUACUUGCAUGCAUGCAUAUAGGAUUUUGAAAUCUUAGGCUCACUGGCGAGGUACUCGUAAAGCGAUUGUGGAGACUACAAUCAGAGCCACCGAGGACGCGAGUUAGUGAGAAGAUGGGGGUCGACAAGUACUACUUACGAGUGAAGAAAGAUGAUGGUCGCUUGGUGCU
This is a messenger RNA of Alternaria alternata, 3500 nucleotides long. RefSeq names its product P-loop containing nucleoside triphosphate hydrolase protein. Lineage: Eukaryota; Fungi; Ascomycota; Dothideomycetes; Pleosporales; Pleosporaceae. Gene Ontology annotation, biological process: mRNA splicing, via spliceosome. Gene Ontology annotation, molecular function: U5 snRNA binding; GTP binding; translation elongation factor activity. The record is from RefSeq and is a predicted model, not a curated record. The transcript has 3 exons. Bases 70 to 3054 code for a protein of 994 amino acids. Gene Ontology annotation, cellular component: cytosol; U2-type catalytic step 2 spliceosome; U4/U6 x U5 tri-snRNP complex.